AUGUCGAAAACGCGUCAAGUUCUCGUGACGCCCGCUCUUAACACUGAGGUGGGCCCCGUUCGAACGUAUACGGAAGAACAGCAGGGAAUGCUCAAGGCUCUCAGAGAGUACGCAGACACGCUCCUAUUGCCAGAAUCGGAUUCAUAUCACGAAUGGGAGCUGCGCUGGCUGAACAAGUGGGACACCAUUGCCCGCUAUAUGCGCGCCGCAAAGUGGAAUCUCGAGGAUGGCAAGAAGCGGAUCAAAAACACAAUGGAAUGGCGAAGAGAGUUCAAACCAGAUCUCAUUCCUCCAGACGAGGUAAAAAUCGAGAGCGAGACUGGUAAAAUCAUCCUCACUGGCUUUGACAACCAAGGCCGGCCGAUCAUCUACAUGCGGCCUGGGCGCGAAAACACCGAGACAGGCCCUCGCCAACUACGACACCUGGUCUGGUGGCUCGAGCGCGCGAAAGACCUCAUGCCACCUGGGCAGGACUCGCUCGUGAUUAUUGUAGACUACAAAAGCACGACCCUCCGCACGAACCCAUCCAUAUCGGUCGCGCGCAAAGUGCUGACAAUUCUCCAGCAACACUACGUCGAGACCCUCGGCCGCGCGCUCGUCGUGAACCUCCCGAUGAUCCUCAGCUUCUUCUACAAAGGCAUCUCGCCGUUCCUCGAUCCCAUCACCCGCGACAAGAUGCGCUUUAACCCGGACCUGCUCGAGCUGAUUCCGAAGGAGCAGCUGGACGCCGACUUUGGCGGCGAUUAUGAGUUCGAGUUCGAGCCAAAUACAUAUUGGGACCAGAUCGUCGCAGCGUGCGGAAUCGCCCCCGACGGCACCAGGGUACAGAGCUCAUCGCCCGAAAACGACACUCGCGGUGCAGAUCAACCAGGGCGCACGAGCUGUUUGGAGGGCGAGACAGAUGGCCUGAAACAAGAGGCAGAUGUAGCGUGCCUCCCAGACCCGCCUGAGGAAAUUUCUGCUGCUGCGUGA
Molecule: messenger RNA, 972 nt
Organism: Fibroporia radiculosa
Lineage: Eukaryota; Fungi; Basidiomycota; Agaricomycetes; Polyporales; Fibroporiaceae
Exons: 8
Coding region: 1-972 (323 amino acids)
Molecular function (GO): phosphatidylinositol transfer activity
Source: RefSeq, a predicted model, not a curated record